AUGUCAACAUUAAUGCCAUGUUUUUGUCCCAAGUUAACAUGUUUUUCAUGCUACGUGCGAGUAAUUUUUAGAGCAAUCGUAUUAUUGCCUCAAUGUGACGAGCAGUCGAUUACCAAUCACGUCAUGAAUAAUUACAAGAGUGCAAAACGACCGAUCAUUAAGACCGUUAUUGAUUUCUUAUUAACAAAUAAUAUGCUCGAAUCAAAGUCGGAAUUCAUAAUUGUUGAAUCUGCAGAUACUUGUGCAUAUGAUUCAAAUGAGGCAACAAUCACGACUGUGACUAACAGAUGUGAGGAACGUUCGAUAGAAGAAAUAGACGAACGCGGUGAACAUCAUUCACCGCAAUCAAAUAACGAAAGCGAACACGGUAAUAGGACUGCAGACAAUGCUACGCACGACCAACGUCCCGACAUCGCUAGAAGAUUUCUAUGUACCAUUUGCAACAAAGUAUGCCUUUCUGCAGGGGGGCUCAGAAGACAUCGCCUUGUCCAUAAAAGAUCAACAGUACGCUAA
Molecule: messenger RNA, 513 nt
Organism: Sipha flava (yellow sugarcane aphid)
Lineage: Eukaryota; Metazoa; Arthropoda; Insecta; Hemiptera; Aphididae
Exons: 3
Coding region: 1-513 (170 amino acids)
Source: RefSeq, a predicted model, not a curated record